Molecule: messenger RNA, 157 nt
Organism: Sphenostylis stenocarpa
Lineage: Eukaryota; Viridiplantae; Streptophyta; Magnoliopsida; Fabales; Fabaceae
Source: the annotation of a GenBank genome assembly
AGUCCUAUCUUCCUUCUCAUCAAAAAACAUGAAAACCAACUUGAAAAGCUCGAGACAGUCGUCCCAAGGGUCGAGACGGCCAUCCCCAACAGCCAAAUUCAAGUGGGACGCCCGUCCUACAUAUGAGACGCCCGUCUCAGGGCCAAAUUUUGAGUGA